This is a messenger RNA of Symbiodinium sp. CCMP2592, 3330 nucleotides long. Lineage: Eukaryota; Dinophyceae; Suessiales; Symbiodiniaceae. The record is from the annotation of a GenBank genome assembly.
AUGGCGGUCACGGAAGCAGAGAUGCGUGAGAGAGUCAACAGUGCCGAUGCCGAUUUGCAAUAUGUCUUGCAGGAGGCCGGGGCAUCCCUCGCCACACAAUAUGCAAUUCCAGGCAACACAGACUUUGGAGUGCCAGCAGACACACCCGCAGGGCGCCAGCAAACGGCUGCCAUAGUGGCAGCGUGGGAACUUGCCACAGAGAUUAGCUCUAAAGAAAUAGAACUCCGGGCAGAGGCCCGUGCUCUCAAUCAGCCCAGAAUUUUGCAGACCCAGGAGAGGCAGGCCAUGCUGCGCGCGGUUUCAGCAGCAUAUGGCAAGCUUAACGAAGCCGAGACACCUAGCCCAGAAUACUUGGCUUUGAAAGCAGAAGAGACCGAGCAGAAUGAACCAACUGCUGCACAGCUUGAUGCCAUCACUUCGAAGCGAGAUUCUCAGACAGCCACCAUCCAGUCUAGUGUGGAUCCUGCUGGACAUUUGCGCAUCACGAAAACCAAACAGAAAGUCGAGAUGCCUCAAAACUCUGAAGCUUACCGGAGAGUCUUGAAGAUUGAGGGUUACUCUUGGUUGGCGAUGCAGUCCAGGUAUAAAUCCAAGACUUGGUUUCAAGGUUUGACGAUGGCAGAUUUCACCAAGUUCGUCGACUACAUUCUCGGCGAGCGGGUCGCUGGCCUCAGAUUGGAGCAGGCCACGGGCUACGACAGUAGCCACAAUGCACUCUUCCGUCCCCCAUGGGGGAUCGUACUUCGCUAUGAGUACAAGUUGAGGAAAGAAGCGGUCAGGCUAGUCAAUGAUGAAGGUCAGACGCUUCAAGAUGCUUUGGCUGCUGCAUACCUUGCAUUGCAGUCGGGGGUCAGCGAGUGCAGGGGAUACGAGUUUCACGAUCCCGACUUGAUGACUGAUCGGUUUUGGGAUUCAAUUCUUCAGUGCUUGUGCCAGGGAGAUUGGAUUUUCUUGGCGAGUCCACCACUUGAAACCAUGUCGCGGGCUAGGCACAAACGGCCAGGACCGGCCCCACUCAGGUCGGAAGCAUGGCCCACAGGUUUUCCAUGGUUGUCUGAUGACAAUAGAAUUAAGGUUGAUAAGGCAAAUUCCUUGUUCCAGCGAUGUGUAGAAGCUGCAUCCGCCUGUGCAUCCGCAGGAGGCUGCUUUGUGCUUGAGAGCCCUGAGGACCUGGGUGCCACCAAGGACGGUGAGCGGCCGGCGUCAUUUUGGCAGUUACCUCAGGUGCGCGACUUGCAAGUUCAGCAUAAUGCCACAACUUGGGCAUACUUCCGUUGUGAAUUCGGUGCACCCACCGCUAAGCCCAGCCGCUUCCUCUGCAAUUCCGAGCGGCUGAAACAUCAGCUGCCACCGUACAGCAUCUGGCCCACAUUUGAUGCUCAAGGCCGCUACGUGGGCCCGCUUCCACCACACUGCCCUCACAGCCAUCAUCCAAAGCCUUUGGUGGGUCGCCAAGGUCGUGAUUGGAAUACGGCCUCCUCUGUCGAGUGGCCGGCGGCUCUGUGUGAACACCUCCUGCAUUCCAUCCUUCCUUCGGUGCUGCGCACAAGGGGAGACGCAGGAAGGAAUGCUGGCCCACCGAAGGGUCUUGGUUCUAGCACUGCCGGUAGUCCCUUGUCCUCCCCUGCAGUUCCCUCCAUUUCGGUAUCCCCGGCUGCUAGUGGUUUAGGCCCCCAGGCAGAUAGUGGUGUAGGCCCCCAGGCUGGGGCAGGCCCCGAUUCGUCGGAGGCCCAUGCACACAACGCCGAGGCUUUAGCUUGUGAGAUCCCUUCGAAAGACGAGGCGCCUCGCGCCGAAGAAGUGUCAGCUCGUGACCCCGAGGGCCGCAUCCCGAGCUCUUUCUCCACGGGUGCCUACAACAAUGGAGGCUUGACAGGCCUGAAAAAGGCAUGCCACCAUUUCCCGCUGGCCACCAAGUGCUUGGUCCGUUUUGUUCGGAGUUUGCGUCCUUUCCAUCCUUUCAGCACCAUCAGCAUGUACGACAAUGUGUGCACUGCCCUCCACAAGGACAGCCGUAAUGCUUGCUGCGAGAACUUGAUAAUCCCUCUUACCCAGUUUUCCGGGGGCGAGUUGUGGCUGCAACAAGACAAUGGUGCUAUACCGCAGACCUUUGGAGGCUCUGAAGUGUUUGGGACGGCCGUGCCGAUUCCCACCGAAGGCCUCUGCUUCGAUGCUCGUGGCAUCUUGCAUUGCACCAUGCCUUGGAAGGGCCGCCGACUGGUUGUCGUUGCAUUCACGGUGUCGAAGACUGAGGAGCUGAAGCCUUCGGAUGCGCAUCUUCUUGAGGACCUUGGAAUCAACUGCCCUUUAGCCAUGGACCAGCAAGCAGACGAUGUCUUCAGACCAGAGCUUUGUGGCAACUUCGGAAAUCCCUUGAUGCUGGAGUGGGACGGGAGAGAGUCGCCUAUCACUGACGGCUAUGGUCUUUGUUCUCCAACGCGUUGGCAUCCUGCCUCCCGUGGAGCAUCACUACCAAAGCAAUCAAAGGACCUGUCAAGACGCUUGAAUGGCUUGGUGCGGCAGUUUGUCGCAGAGCAGGUGCCCGACUGCCAAUUGCUGGCACUCAAGUUGGCCACCGGGCAGAUUCUGGAAUCGCCUUUUGAUGAAGGUGCGAUGCGACGCCUUCGCGAGGACUGGGCUGCACUUGUAUGUGAGACUGACGGAGCCAAACACGAAGGUUUGCUGGAAGUUCCUGAUCCACAGCCUUUCUAUCUUCGGACAGAUGCAAAGUGUGCCUACGGAUUCGUCGUGUUGGCCGGUUGGGAGCUAAGUGAUGACACUAAGACUUCUAAGUGGUUUUCGCUGCGCUUGACACCGGGUGAUGCACCGUACUUGUUUGAUCAGGAGGGAAAAUCACAAUGGGCAUCAGGCUCAGCAGAACUGCUGGCAACAUUGGCGGCUCUUCACAUUUUCGGAUACUUGACAGCCUCUGUGGACAGAAAGGAAUUGGACGUUGAGUGCGCCGCGGACACAGACAAUCAGGGCAACUCGAGAUUGCUCAAGAAGGGGUCAUCAACAAAGUGGCCCCUCAUGUUGAUCAAGAUGCAGUUGUCUGACUUGCUUCUUCGCUCUUCCUUGAAGCUCCUCCUACGGUGGAGGCCGCGCGAUGAGAAUGAGUACGCGGACCAACUUACAAACGAGAUUUUCACCAACUUCUCGGACGAACAUCACAUUGCAUGCACAUACUCGGAUUUGCCCCUUUCGCUUCUGCAUCAGUUGUGGGAGACCAAAGAAAGCUUCGACUCAGCACGAAGGGCUCAGGCCGUGCUGCCACAGGAUGCCUCGGGGCAUCGUCCUCAGAAGAGGAAGGCAGAGAAAACUCCUUGGUAG